UUUUUAAACUCCUAAUCCAAACUUCUGGAACCCUCUCAAAGCAAAAGCUUCGAAUUCGAACUAGUUUUCGAACUCCGUUUCUCUCUCCAAGGGUUUAAGCAAGAUUUUCGAUUAUUCCCCCUUCUCGAUUCUUAUCACCUUCAAAUUCACCAGGUCAGCUUCAACUAUGAAUUCUCGAGGUUCUUUUUGCUUCUGAAAUAUCUGGUUUUUGUUUUUCUCUUUUCCCUUUUUUUUCGGGUUUUGAAACUGAAUUGAUUUUUAAGCUUUUCAAAUCCAUGGUUUGAGCUGGUGACAGAAGAUGUCGAGGGUUUAUGUGGGGAAUUUGGACGAGCGGGUGACGGAGAGAGACCUCGAGGAUGAGUUCCGCUUCUUUGGCGUUCUUCGCAGUGUAUGGGUAGCUCGAAGACCGCCAGGUUAUGCUUUUGUUGAGUUUGAUGAUCACAGGGAUGCUGAAGAUGCCAUACGUCAAUUGGAUGGCAAAAAUGGAUGGCGUGUGGAACUAUCCCACAACUCGAAGGGGGGUGGCGGCGGUGGCCGUGGUGGUCGAGGUCGUGGUGGGGAUGAUCUGAAGUGUUAUGAGUGUGGAGAGCCUGGUCAUUUUGCCCGAGAAUGUCGCAUGCGUGUGGGACCGAGAGGAUUAGGUAGUGGAAGGCGACGAAGCCCCAGUCCUCGGUAUCGUAGGAGUCCAAGUUAUGGACGGAGGAGCCGCAGUCCUCCAAGGAGAAGAUCCCCGCGCCGCAGCAGUUUAUCUCCAAGACGCGGUCGUACCUCCAGCAGGUCUCCGGAUUAUCAUCGUGGUCAUAGGCGAUCCCCUUAUGCUAAAGCCUCACCCCCUCGUGGAAACUACAGCAGAUCGCCAGCACGUCGUCGUGAUCCUCGUGAACCAGUCUAUGCCAAUGGGUCCGUCGCUUUUUCUUGAUCUGCAUUUUUUUGGGGCCCAAAAUUUGGGAGAUGUUGAAUCAUCCGAGCCUGCUUGCUUACUGCCCUUCCUUAGUUUAGCUAAUUGAAAAAGUUUUUUAUUCUUUCCUGCAGAGAUUGAUGUGGGACAGUAGUUUUGACAGCGAGCUUGGAGUACUUGAUAUCUACUGCGUUUUAGCUACGAAGAACAACAAUAUAUGUGUUUUAGCUAAUGAUUGGUUAAAUGGAUUUGAUAUGAAUCUGGAUCUUAUUCUGCAGUACUUAGAUGGCAAAAGAACUAUUUGACACUCGGUGCAUGGUCUGCUCUGUUCAGCUUACUGAAGUUCUGUAGGUGUAUUUCAUACUUCAAACUAAAGACAAGUUACUGUUAUUCUAAUGCUGUUCAUUAUGGUGUGAUUGCUGUGAAAUGUUGCUAAGAUUGGGCAUCUUCUGUUUCUGUUUCUUUGAGGUGAUUAGCGGCCAUCAUUUCGUUGCUUCUGUUUCUUUGUCCCUCAUGAAAUAUUGUCAUCCACUUCUCUGCGUGUCAUCACUGCUUCUCCUUCUUAGUCCCCCGAAUUACAGCCAUCCGUAUCUCUGCAUCGCAUGAUCUGGCUGACAUUGUAUUGAGUGCAUUUGCAAGUUUGAGUUUUUGAUUAUACAAAUUAGAAAUGCGGUUCUUCUAUGCUUUUGUGUUAAGAUCUUGCUUUUUGGGCAGCUUUUCAUAGAUAAGUUUUGAGCUGCAGAGAUAAAUCAUCUUCUGCCCUUGAAUGGCAUCAGCUCUCCUUCUCGAUCAUGCUGUGUACCAUCAUUUUUGUGGUAGAUUUUGAGCCUAAAGCACGAUGGCCAGUUCACUCUUGAAUGAACAACUUUGAAGCCCCUAACUUUGAAUUACUUAGUUGCUACCUAGAUGAGAUACUUCUGCUUCACGUCUGACGACAUCAAGUUUAGUUGCAUGGACACAGUGAUGGUCACUCUCCUGGCAUCGAGCUAAAGUUAUGAAAAGUUAUGUUGUAGUCACUGUUGGUUAAUUUGCAAUAUAUUGUCUUUCACGUCUCAUGACAUCAAGUUUUGUUGCAUGAACACAGUGACUAUCACUCUCCUGGCAUUGAGCCAAAGCUCUGAAAGUUAUUGUAGUCACUGUUAGCUGAUCUGUAAUAUAUCGUCCUUGUAGGGUGAAACGGUAGUUUGUGUUUGAUUUUCAAAAUGUAUUCUGAUGUUUACUAGUUUGAUGAAAAGACGAACUGGGAAGAAUAUUUCUUGAUCCACCAGUACGAAAUAUAAAAUCAGAAUUAGAAUAAAGAAUAGUGAUUGGGUCAGAAAAAGUAUUUGGAUCUUUGCGGGA
Messenger RNA from Oldenlandia corymbosa var. corymbosa, 2239 nucleotides. The record is from the annotation of a GenBank genome assembly. NCBI's taxonomy places the organism in Eukaryota, Viridiplantae, Streptophyta, Magnoliopsida, Gentianales, Rubiaceae.